UAUGGGAGUUUCCUUUCUAGCCGUUAUCCUCGGAUAUGUCAGAUGGUUAAAAAAAUCACUCAGAAACGGUUACCAACGGUCGUAAUCACGUUUCGUCGUCCGAGUCAUCGGUUUCUGAGUCUGAAUCGUCUGUGGUCCAGGAUUUUAACGAAAGGAUUAAAACAACAGGAUUCACAAGGAUGCGGCCGGACUCGCGCAGUGUGUCGUUUACAUUUCACCGGGAAGUGGUGAAUUCACGAAACUCGCCGGAGAUAGUACGAAGAACGCGGAAUCUUCGCCAGCGUUUACAGGAUCGAUUCGAAAAGGACCGUGGAUCGACCAGCGGCGAUAAUGCGAAGGAGAAAACAUCAAAGGCAAAGGAAUCAACUGAACGGACCUGGAACAACAUUAGCCUGGGCAAUGUGUCCGCGGACUCGAGACGAGCGCUACGAAACGGUGCCGAGAAGCUGUCCAGAACGAUAUCCUCAGUGCGCAUCACUUUUGGCACGAUAUCCCAGAAAUUUAAGAGUUCCACACGAAGACGCCAGCGACUGGAGGAACAGCAAUCUCCAUCCAACAUGCAGACACCUCAGACUCGUUCCCGGCAGCUUUUAGGUCGAACGCCAACCAAACUCUACAGCCCUUUUGGUAUCGAAUCGCCAAGACACGCCUGGAACAAGGAGAAUGAAAUUAGUACACCAGUACGUGCUUCAUCACCAGAAUGCAACAUGCGUUACUGCAGACCAUUUCGUUUCACAAAAGUGAAAGGAUUCUCCAUGCUGAGAUAAGAGGAAUAGCCUCCUUGUCCUCCAAAUUACUGCAAUCGAUCUCUAUUUACUUCGAAGCAAUCAGGUUUGCGUGCCUUGUGUGCAACAACAUUUAUAUCAAAUAUAAUUUAUUUACGUUUAAUCGCAAGGGACUCACCACGAGCAACGCAAGUCUGUCAUCGAAUCAACAAUGUCUUUUUUAACAAGUAGUAUAUGUAAAGGUACAAUACUAGCGUACCUUAUUGAUAUUUAUCAUUCCAUAUCGCUUUCUUCGCGUGCGUAUAUCGCAAACACUUUCUACUUUUUUACACGUAUUUAUAUAUACAUAUAUGCCUAGAUUUGCGCAAUAAUAUACAUGACAUAUGGCAGGGCCAAUGCUUGUAUUUAAUCGCACAUCGAAACGCUGGAAAUUCAUAUGACAAAAAUCUUGAAUCUGUUCGCGCAAAUGAUUAAAAAUAUGUAUUGACGCGACUUGAAGAUUUUUUGCCUUUAUACGUGCGAAACGCAAGAAGUAAUUUCUUGGGCAAAUUUUUAUGAUAUUAAAAAAUGUAUUAAAUUUGUUACAUUAUUAACUAAGAAUAUUAACGCAAUCGUGUUGAAUUGUGAUUACUCAUUUGGGGAUGGAUAGAGAUGAUCUCUCUGCAUGAGAUAAACAAAUGCACGUUUCUUUGAUUAAUGUUAAAUUUUGGCUAGAUUAUAUUUUGUCUCUGCUCUUCCCAACAGGAUUGUCGUGAAAUAUUCUUGGUUGCAUUUUAUUUGAUAUACAUAUAUAU
Messenger RNA from Pogonomyrmex barbatus (red harvester ant), 1519 nucleotides. RefSeq lists its product as uncharacterized. The record is from RefSeq and is a predicted model, not a curated record. NCBI's taxonomy places the organism in Eukaryota, Metazoa, Arthropoda, Insecta, Hymenoptera, Formicidae.